Molecule: messenger RNA, 3227 nt
Organism: Pogona vitticeps (central bearded dragon)
Lineage: Eukaryota; Metazoa; Chordata; Lepidosauria; Squamata; Agamidae
Product: voltage-gated potassium channel KCNC1
Biological process (GO): potassium ion transmembrane transport; protein homooligomerization; action potential
Cellular component (GO): neuronal cell body membrane; presynaptic membrane; voltage-gated potassium channel complex
Molecular function (GO): delayed rectifier potassium channel activity; protein binding
Source: RefSeq, a predicted model, not a curated record
GGAAGCAGGAACAAAGGACAGAAUAUGCUGUCCAAAGCCCAUCUGGUUCCUUGCUGUGAAUCCUCCCGCCAGAGAACUGUUCCCGAGGAAAAGGACAUGGAUUACGGAGCCAGAGAGGGAAGGAUCAAGGCAGCAUCCCUGUCAGUUUUCUAUUUUAGAGGCUAGCUUUGUUUUCCAACAUUCAGAAGCCCUGGGCUUGGAUUAAGGCCACGGAACAUCCUGUUUUCCCCCCUCAAGCCCUCGCCUCUCCUCCUGCCGCUUCUUUCUUGCAAGUCUCCCACAACACCCUCCGACAAAACUCUUAAGAGCCGAACAGACUGGGUCCCUUCCUCAUUUACUUCUCGGUUAGAACUGCAGGCGAUCGCAAGACCGCUCAGCCGAUGAAGCCGAACCAAGAAAAGGUUACCCUGAACAUCGGGGGAAUUCGAUACGAGACCUACAUGAACACCCUCAGGGCCCUUCCGGGGACCAAGCUCUGCCGCCUGACGGAGCCCCAAGCCAGCCACACCUUUGACUACGACCCCGACUCCAAAGAGUUCUUCUUCGACAGAAACGCUGCUCUCUUCGAGGAAGUGCUGAACUAUUACCGGACCCAACGCCUCCACUGCCCCGCUGCCAUCUGCAGGUCCGUCCUUGAGGAGGAGCUGGCGUUCUGGGAGAUCCCCCACGUGUCCCUGGCCCCCUGCUGUGGCUGGAGGCUGACGGCCGCUGAGGAGCAACAGGGAGCGUGCAACCUCUGGGAUGACGAGGAGAGGCAGAACGAGGGGCAGGACCUCGGGGUCCAGAGGGAAGGGGGCCAUGCCGGCUGGAGGACCCGAUGGCAGCCCCAAAUUUGGCCACUCUUUGAAAAUCCCCGUUCCAGCUUAGGUGCAAAGUGCUUGGCCACUGUUUCCCUGCUUUUCAACAUCAGCAUAUGCAUCCUUUUCCUGUGGAAGAUCAACUACUCCAUCUACCAGUUUUUCCCACCCCACUCGUUUGGAUCCAAUAACAGAAGUUCCACUUACAAUCACCCUGAAAACACACUUCACGAGAGGUUCCCCAAGCAUCUCUACCUGGAGCUUUUCCACGUCCUCUGGUUCAUUGUUGAAUUUUUCAUGCGAUUCACGUUCUGCCCAAUGAGAAAGAAAUUCCUUAAGAGCCCUCUCAAUGUGACCGACUUCCUUUCUCUCUUUCCUGUAUUCAUUGAACUCUUCUCACAUGGACAUGUCAGCAAGAACGAGAAUCUAGAGUAUUUCUUUGGCUUUUUCCGGAUGGUCUACCUCUUCAAACUCCUGAAGAUGAUCAAGCUUGUAGAGACCCCUCUGAUGUUCAAGAUCCUGUCCUACACCUCCAGGUGUCUCUUGAGGGAGUUCCUCAUUCUUAUCAUGAUAUUUGUCUUGGAAGCGCUUUUCUUCGGUGCCCUCUGUUACUGCUCUGAAACCAUCUUUUUCGGGCAUAUCGAAUCCUAUUUUUGGGACAUGCCCUCUUCCUUUUGGUGGGCGGUGAUCACCCUGACCACCGUAGGCUACGGUGACAUCGUCCCUGUGACUUCCAUCAGCAGAGUGAUAGGCGCCUGCACAGCGCUAUGCGGAGUGCUGACCCUUAUUGUCCCGAUCCCCAUCUUUGUCAUCAAGUUCAAGGGCUAUUAUGACACAGCUGUUCUCAGGGAGAAGAUGAAGAGGCUGAGGAAACAGACACCAUCUCCAUCAUCCUGAGAACUUGCCCAGGGCCCACAGCUUCCAGUCAUUCACUCAAAGAGGCUCAUAAUGUGCUUCCUCAACAGCUUGCUCCAUGUUAAAGAAGCUUCUGCAUCCUUCUUGAUGCAAGCUGCAUCUUUGAACCGUCAAUCCCUCUCCAUCUUUUGCUUUGGCUGACUUGCAUGCUACGUGGACACCACCAGGUUCAUACAGACCCACCGUGCCAGAGGCCCGUAUGAUCUAUGUUCCCAUGAUGGUUCUGGUCACCCAAGCCUUCUGUAAGACUGUUCUCUUUGUGACAGGAGUCUAGCACUGUCUCAGAGGCUCAGAACCCAACAAAAGAGACACCGGGCUCAAGUAGCACUGGAAGGUGAAAGACCACAAACUCCAGAGAAUCCACAAUCCCCAUGCCUGAGAGCCGUACCAGCAAUCCCUAAAAUAUGGCUCCGGCACGGAACACCACCCUCUUCUCAAAGAGACCCAUGAGCCCCGGAGAAGAUACAUCAACAUAAUCAGCCUCCCUGGGAUGACUCUCUGGAGAGACGAAGACGUGAAGGUUCUUCUUAGCAAGCUGUAGGCAAUAGCUAACAACAGUGACCCAAAGAAUCGUAUCUCAGUGAUGUAUUUGAAAAGGUACAAACUAUUUUCCCUUUUAAAAAAAAGUCCACAGUGUCAAGCAACAUAAGCAAAACACAACCAGUAUAGCAAUAUAAAUAUAUUUUAAAAAUAAUAAAUAAUGUUAAUUAAUUAACUAAGUUAACUAUCUAACUAACUAAAACUGUAGGCGAAUCAAAAGGGCAACGACAGACACAGUUCCCAUGUAUUGAAAUUGCACUGAUUGAAACCAACUCCUUCCUCAUCUGGAAACCCAGACAGACGCAUAUACAUCUCAGUAGAGGUGGGGGGAAAUAUCGCCCCCCCAACAGGUGCAGAUAAUGAGGGUCCGGCCCCCUGGGGCAAGACCGGCCACUCACGAUUCCGCCGCUGCUGCAAGCUCCGCCCAACUUUCCUAUCAUUCCAGAGCUCGCGAUUGCUCAUCAUCCCAUCUUCUGCCAGGAGUGGCUAAUCCAUCUCGAGCUCCGGAGUGAUAGGAACAGCAUGUAUAUAGACUUCGUAUAUAUUUGCAUAUGAAGACCCCCAUCUCUACACCUCAGCCAUUCCAAAGUCAAGCACAACAAGAGCAAACUCACUGAAUCACCUCUUCAGAGUCAACAGUUAUAGAAAUCCCAUAGAUUCAAUGGGCCUGCUUGAAGUGUUGAAGUUUAAUCAGUCAAAGCUUAUGCCCAAAGGGAGAUGCUGUAAAAAUAAAACAGAACAAGCUAAGAUUGAUGUAACAUGCAGUUUGACCCUCCUCCCCCCCCCACCCCAGAAUUUUAAGUCUACUGAGAGGAUGAAAUAGGCAGACACGUCCCUCCAUUUUGGAGCUGUGGCAUUUAAGAGAAGAUUGCCGACGACUGAAGGGUAAAAUACGGAUUUUGAUGGAACUGUAUGACGUGACGUAUGUUCUAUUUUACUUUACUCCUACACUUUAUUAAACAGAAAAUUCUGUUG